Amphiprion ocellaris (clown anemonefish) is the source of this 1390-nucleotide messenger RNA. RefSeq names its product latexin (gene lxn). The record is from RefSeq and is a predicted model, not a curated record. The transcript has 7 exons. The coding region runs from base 240 to 1115 and encodes 291 amino acids. Gene Ontology annotation, molecular function: metalloendopeptidase inhibitor activity. NCBI's taxonomy places the organism in Eukaryota, Metazoa, Chordata, Actinopteri, Pomacentridae.
GAGGAUAUGAGGAACAGAACCAGAUAAAGUGGAGCAGUUUGUUUAGUUAAGAGGAAAGAAAACAAACAGAUCGUGCCAGGAAGAUCUGGACAGUCUCUUCGUCUCAGCUCCCCCCCCUCCUCUUCCUCCGGCUUCUCGUUACACAACUCCACACUGACAGGAGGGUCAUUUUCCAGCCUGGACUCUUUCACUGAAGUCAUUUUUGCUUCUCUCUAGCAUCUGUUUUACGGCAUACAAUAAUGGGUUUGAGGAUCAUUGUUGUUCUGGCCGUGUUAAUGGGGGUAACUGGGAGCCCCACUACGACAGUCAGACCUGAAACCACCUCAGUGGACACAGCAGCUCAUCCAAACAGCAUACCUGAGAUGGCAGAGGAAACGGGACAGAACGAAGUAUUUUCAGAAGAGGAGGCAGCGGAGGAUGUGAUGGCAACUGGUGAGCUGAAUCCAAAUCACUACCCUGCUCAGAGAGCAGCUAAGGUGGUCCAACACUACCUCACCACCCGCUACGGAUCACCCUACAGGCUGUUUGGACUGCACAGGGUUCACAGCGGAAACGCAGAGGAUGUGGGAGACUCUGGAAGAAAGUACCAGCUGGAGAUCUCAGUGCAUGAGAUCAUCAGCAAUACUACACAGAAAUGCUCUGCAGAGGUUUUCUUCCCACAUGGACAGAAGCAAGAAUCACCCCAAGUCCAGGCCUCGUGUGAGGAGCUUCUUAAUAUCAGUACUAAAGCUCAAGAAGAAGCCCUCUAUCAGCAGUACAAGAUGAACCAAACCCUGUUAUCAGCACAAAAUUUACCUGACAGCCAUGGGCACAUUGAGCCUGACAUGAAGCUCCUCUGGCACCUGGGCAUCGUGGCCUCCAGCUUCAUCAUGCUGAAGGAGUCCAGUGAAAACACUCUGUACAACAUGGCUCAGGUGGCCAACAUCACGCAGCUGGAAACUGAAAAGGAGCAGCUGAAGUUCAACUGUCACACACUGCUGCAUGACAUGGUGUCCCAGGAAAUCCUCCACUGGAAGCUGCUGUUCGCCUGGUCUCCUGCAGAGGGAGUCAAAGUGCUGCAGAUGGAGCAGCUGCCUCACUGCCAGCAUUGUGAAAAACCUCCAAACACAAACUAAGCUGCUGGCCCUCAUUGCACUGCUAUUACAACUAAAACCACAUCGUGAUGUUCACAUCUUGUAUUCGAAUAUUGGAGCAUGUGUUUACGAUGACGCUGCAAGUGCUAAGCCAAGAUCUGCUGCUGAUUCUGGCAGCACAAAACUGAAAGCUGGAGUGUGUUCUUAACAGAUUUUAAUCAAACCUUCAUUUAUGCAAGUAAAUGAUAUUCUUAGAUUGUGCUGUGUUUUUGGUUUCUGGUGUUUUUUGCCUAAAUAAACUGUGUAUACUGUCUCAA